CCUUGCUUAUCAUUUGGAGCUUCCAACAUCACUUCAUACUACACUCGCUCUCCCUAGAACAAAAUCGGUGAUCUCCCUUGUCUCGUGACAAACAAAACUAAUUAAGACCAUGACGUCCAUCGGUACUGGAUACGACCUCUCUAAUUCUGUCUUCUCGCCAGAUGGCCGCAACUUUCAGGUGGAAUAUGCAGCUAAAGCGGUUGAAAAUGGAGGAACAGCCAUUGGUAUAAGAUGCAAGGACGGCGUCGUGCUAGCUGUCGAGAAGAUUAUUACUAGCAAGCUCCUGAAGCCAGGUGCAAAUAAGAGAAUAGCAACAGUCGAUCGACACGUUGGUAUUGUUUCUGCCGGCCUAGUCCCAGACGGUCGACACUUUGUCACUCGUGCUAGAGAUGAGGCUGCUUCGUGGAGAAGCGUAUACAAGGGCCCUAUCCCAGUGUCAGCUCUGUCAAAUCGUUUGGGCAGCUACGUACAAGCUUAUACCCUCUACUCCAGCGUACGACCUUUUGGUGUGACCGCUAUCGUUGGUGGCUGGGAUUCUGAAGCCGAGCUUGCCGUCGAUGGUCAAGUUGGCAGUGGGCCUAAAUCAGGCUCUGGGGGUAAAAUUGAUGGAGCUAGGGCUGGAGGCCCAGGUCUAUAUAUGAUUGAGCCAAGUGGGCUGUACUGGGGUUACUAUGGUGCAGCUACCGGGAAGGGGAGGCAGGCUGCUAAGGCUGAACUUGAGAAGUUAGAUCUAAGUUCGGGUAACCUGGGUUUGGUUGAUGCUGUAAAAGAGGCAGCUCGAAUCAUUUAUGUCGCUCACGAGGAUAGCAAGGACAAAGAUUUUGAGUUAGAAAUGUCUUGGAUUAGCUCACUAGAUGGGCCAACCCAGGGCAGGCAUGAAGAAGUGCCCAAACAACUUCUUGAAGAAGCAGAAAAGGCGGCAAAGAGGUCUCUAGAAGGUGAAGAUGAGGAGGAAGAGGAAGGAGCAAAGGAUGGCACCAACCAAGGGGAGCGGAUGGAGGAGUAGAAUGAACAAACCAAGGACGGAAUUUAAGAAUAUCCUAAUAUACGUUUUGUUCCAUUUCCAUCAAGUCGUUACUCCAGCAUAAUGUUGCGCAUACAUGAA
Messenger RNA from Aspergillus pseudonomiae, 1105 nucleotides. RefSeq names its product proteasome core particle subunit alpha 7. The record is from RefSeq and is a predicted model, not a curated record. NCBI's taxonomy places the organism in Eukaryota, Fungi, Ascomycota, Eurotiomycetes, Eurotiales, Aspergillaceae. Gene Ontology annotation, biological process: ubiquitin-dependent protein catabolic process. The transcript is spliced from 6 exons. Gene Ontology annotation, cellular component: proteasome core complex; nucleus; proteasome core complex, alpha-subunit complex. The coding region runs from base 110 to 1006 and encodes 298 amino acids.